Molecule: messenger RNA, 1193 nt
Organism: Cimex lectularius (bed bug)
Lineage: Eukaryota; Metazoa; Arthropoda; Insecta; Hemiptera; Cimicidae
Product: probable RNA methyltransferase CG11342
Exons: 3
Coding region: 241-951 (236 amino acids)
Biological process (GO): miRNA metabolic process; negative regulation of pre-miRNA processing
Cellular component (GO): cytoplasm
Molecular function (GO): O-methyltransferase activity; RNA methyltransferase activity
Source: RefSeq, a predicted model, not a curated record
UUUGUAGAAUCACAACUUAUAGAUUAAUGGUUAAAAGUCUCCGAUGAAAAGAAAAAGACACGCUCAAAAUCGUUAAAAAAACAAUUAUGAGAUUAUGUUUUAAAUAUUUUUAUUAUCUUAAAUAUAAUAAGUUAGAUGGUUAAGUGUCGAGGUUCCAUCACCUGACAGUUACACUUACAAACUGCCUUUACAUGUGGUACUUAAUAAACAAAUGAAUAAGGAUGCACCAGUGUUACAUAUAUGUUUAUAGAAAUGGAGGAGUUCGACCCUGGUGCUGCAAAGCAUGGUAAUUUUAUCACUUACUACAAAUUCCAUAGUCUAAAAGAAAGAGUGGACUUGUUACCGAUACAUUUAUUACUCAGUGAUAGCAGAGAUGUCACUUCUUUUCUUGAUAUUGGAUGUAACACUGGGGAUUUAACUGAAGCAGUUUAUAAGGAGAUAUCUUUAUAUAAAAACUGUUAUGCGCUUGCUUUGGAUUUAGACAACUCUUUGAUUGAAAGAGCGAUUGAAAAGAAUCACAUCUGUAACAUCAGCUAUAAAUGUGUCAACGUUGCUGAAGAAAGUGAAUUAAUUAAUGCACUCAAUGACCACCUUGAAUUAAAUAAUAAACGGUAUUUUGACAUUGUAUUUUUAUUUUCUGUUACAAUGUGGAUACAUCUCAACUAUGGUGAUAUUGGCUUAAUGGCGUUUUUUCAAACCAUCAGUAAAUAUGCAAAAGUGCUCGUUGUAGAACCUCAGCCCUGGAAAUGCUACAAAUCUGCUGUCAGGAGGUUAAAACGGGCUAAAAAGGAACCGUUCAUGUAUUUUAAUUCUAUCAAAAUGAGAGAAUCGGUUGAAGAAGAUUUAGACUUAUUCCUGAGAGAGGCGUGUUCAUUUGAAAAAAUUUAUGAAUCUCCAAGAACAAAUUGGGGUCGGAAAAUAUCCAUUUAUAAACAGAGUAGGUUACUGUGAAAAAAUGAGUAUGUAUGUGUGUGACAAAAACAAUCUUUUAUACCAUUAUAAAGUGAAUAGCAUACAGAAACCACAAUGUGAUAACUAUUUGAAAAAAAAAAAAAGUUUGUAUAUAUCGGCCCUUUUUCAGGAUUGGGUCAAAUAAAAAUCGUAAAGAUUUUUUCGUUUUAACAACUCUCUUUAUUUCCGGUACAUAAGCAUUUACACCUCUCUAAAAGUGGCCAACGGAUUUAAGAAAAUAA